Molecule: messenger RNA, 7254 nt
Organism: Brassica rapa (field mustard)
Lineage: Eukaryota; Viridiplantae; Streptophyta; Magnoliopsida; Brassicales; Brassicaceae
Product: bromodomain and WD repeat-containing protein 1
Biological process (GO): cytoskeleton organization; regulation of cell shape; regulation of transcription by RNA polymerase II
Cellular component (GO): nucleus
Molecular function (GO): protein binding
Source: RefSeq, a predicted model, not a curated record
CUACUGUUCUUCUCAUUCUCAGCGCUCUGUUUAGAUUAUGGGUAUAGCAAAAGAUCUGAGAGUCCUUGGAGUGAUUCUUGUUUCUCAUUAAAAGAAAAAGAAUGCUUACCAUUUACUAAUCCUAGCUAAAAAAGGUUGAAUCAAACGUUGCUUAGUCUUGACUCUUGAAGACGAACGAAACAUAUCUGUACCAAGAGCGACAUUUCAACUACCAUCACAUCUUUAAAGGACAGAACUGUAUAGUUGUUGUAACCAAUAAACAAAUUUAGCCACUAAUCUGUAUUUACUGUUACUAAUCAGACAUUACAUUAGCUGUCAAGGAUAAGAGAAAAUCAUUUUUUAGGUAGAAGUUGUGAUCUAAUGUGGCGCGCCCACAUGGUCGAUGAUCACUAAGGGAGAGAGCUUAUUGUCUCCCUCCCAUUUCUAUAUUUAAUGUUUCCUCUCUAACCACUCUUAUCCUAUCACCACGAUUCCUCGGACUAGGUCCGUUCUCCUUUCUCCCACACCCUCUCUCCUAGCUUUUUAGAUAUGUCGUGAUUCAGAUUUGAUACAAAAGUUUCGAUAUUUAUGAGGAGGAGGGUGCGUAAAGCUCGAAACUUUAUCCACUUCUAUAGUUUCACUUUUUUGAGCUCUUCCCAAAAAUGGCAACGAAACAGCUGUAACAGUGGAAAGCUACACGCUCUCAAAGGCAAAAACCUCGUACUCAACGUUGAUGGAGCCAUUGGAUCUUUUUUCUUGGACCUUCUAGCUGGAAGUGAGAUGUUCACUAAGCAAGAGAUUGACGAGAUUGUUCAGAUCGGUUAUCUGAAUGGUCUCUUUGUUCUUGCUCGCUCCAUUGGUUUGAUUGGACACACAUUUGAUCAGAAAGGUUGAAGCAGCCAUUGUACCGUCACCCAUGGGAAGAUGUGUUGUACACUGUGCCUAUUUUUUUUUUGGCACUGUUCUAGUUAAAUUAGCUUUUAUAUUAUACUGAGAGAUGUUACUAAAACAUGUAUGCCUAUGCUUUUCCUUCUCCUUUGUUGUGAUGUUAUGUUUGCUUUCUACUUAUUUUUUGCUAUAUGCAUACUGUUUUUAUCUUUACAUCAAGAUCUCUAAACAAUUAAAUCAGUGACAUUUUUUCUUACAUAUUUGUUUGGUAGCACUAGCAAUGCAUUUGGACUGAUUAACAAGAGAUUGAUGAAUUUGAAGUCUGGCAUUGAAAUAUUUUCUCUCAUCAAUCUCUUUAACUUUGUGUGUUCAUGAUUUGCUGUAUGGUCUUGUAUGAUUAAAGUUCAUUAUAGAAAACAAUGCAUCAAAUAUGCAGUCAAUUAAUUUCUCAUCAAUUUAUUACUCCAAACAUGAAAAUAAUGAAUAAAUAAAAGUUAAAAUAAAAUUUAAAAGGGCUUUAUUAAUCAAAAAAAAAACCAUGGCCCAUCAUGAGCCCGAAGGCCGAAACUCAAUAUCUUUAAGAUUAAACUCAAUAACCAAACAAAAAGAUGUAAAGAUGUGGCUGCUGGGAUUCGAGCCCAGGUCUCCACGGCCACAACGUGGAAUUCUCACCACUAAACUACAGCCACAGUUGAGAUAACACCCGAAACAAACUAAUUUAUUCGCAACCCAUCGCACGUGACCGAACCCUUCCCUAGGUGCUAAAAUAACAGCAAAACGCAUCGUUUAAAGGGCCAAGUUCGUUUUAGUUGUUCUGUUUCUUCUUCUAUCCAAGUGCGUUUCUCCACCAAAAAAAAAUCCUUGGCCUUCUACACACCGAUGCUCAACAACACUAACAACACCAGACCCUCACCUUAUACGCCUCUUUGAUUCUGAUCCUCUUCCUUUCGAAUAAUCAUCGAAACCUAAAUUGACUUAUCUCGGGGAAUCUGGAUUCAAUCCCGUCUCCGCCGAAUCCAAACGGACCUGAACGUUUCAACGCCUCACUAAACCGCCGCCGUUUUCUUGGACACUUAGACGCGAGGGUCUGAUGGCUCUUAGGAAAAAUACUCCGAAAGCCGAUUCAGUCUCUCCCCCGAUGAAACCUUUGAGUUUAUCUAAAAAAUUGCCAGGGAAUGUGCAGAUGGCAGACCCAGAUAUUGCUCAAAAUGUUGUACCUAACAUCGACUUGGAUAUGCGGGAAGUUUACUUUUUGAUGCUCCACUUACUUUCCUCUGGGCCAUGCCAGAGAACUUAUGCACUGUUGCGACAUGAACUUCUUGAGCAUGAGCUUCUUCCUAGAAGAUAUCAUGCUUGGUACUCGAGGAGUGGGUUGCCUAGUGGGGAUGAGAAUGAUGAUGGAGAUUCCUUUCCUCUAAACUAUGCUGAGUUGGUCAAGAGGUAUUCUCACGUAAAAAAAGAUCACUUGGUGGAGCUCCUGAAGCAAUUGGUCUUUGUUUCAAGUAGGCCUACUCCCUCACGCGGUCUCGGUGAUGGAAAUGGAAACAAACUGAUUGCACCUGGUGUCCCAACUCUUUUAGGGACUGGCUCGUUCUCCCUUUUGAGCUAUGACAAGGACAUAGUUGGAAGUGAUCUCAAACCACCACCUAUUAGCAUGCGUUGGCCUCAUAUGCGUGCUGAUCAGGUGCGUGGUUUAAGUUUGAGGGAAAUUGGUGGUGGUUUUGCCAGACAUCAUCGAGCCCCAUCGAUUCGUGCAGCAUGUUAUGUCAUUGCAAAACCAUCUACAAUGGUACAAAAGAUGCAGAACAUCAAGAGGGUACGUGGACACAGAAAUGCUGUGUACUGUGCUAUAUUUGAUCGCUCAGGAAGGUAUGUAAUCACUGGUUCAGAUGAUCGCCUUGUAAAAGUAUGGUCAAUGGAGACUGCAUACUGCCUGACCAGCUGUCGAGGGCAUGAAGGUGACAUAACUGAUCUUGCUGUGAGUUCAAACAACACUUUCAUAGCAUCCGCAUCAAAUGAUUGUGUAAUCCGCGUUUGGCGAUUGCCAGAUGGCUUACCAGUUUCGGUACUUCGUGGACAUACUGGAGCUGUUACUGCUAUUGCAUUUAGUCCCAGACCUGGAUCCCCGUACCAGCUUCUUUCAUCGUCAGAUGAUGGUACAUGUAGAAUAUGGGAUGCUCGGGGUGCUCAAUUUGCUCCGCGAAUAUAUCUCCCUAGGCCUCCUAGUCCUGAUGGAAAGAACAAUCUCCCUUCUUCUAGUAAUGCUCAGCAGAGUCACCAAAUCUUCUGCUGCGCAUUCAAUGCCAAUGGAUCUGUAUUUGUCACUGGCAGCUCUGACACUCUUGCUAGAGUAUACUCGGUUUGGAGUGCUAACAAGAUCAAUAAUGAUGAUCCGGAUCAGCCAAAUCAUGAGAUGGAUGUUCUGGCUGGACAUGAGAAUGAUGUUAAUUACGUUCAGUUCAGUGGUUGUGCUGCAGGAUAUAAAUUUGCCGUAACUGACUACUCAAAAGACGAUAGUGUUCCAAAAUUUAAGAAUUCCUGGUUCUGUCAUGAUAACAUAGUUACAUGCUCUCGUGAUGGUAGUGCAAUCAUUUGGAUCCCAAGAUCACGGAGAUCACAUGGGAAAAGCUGCCGAUGGACACGAGCAUAUCAUCUCAAGGUUCCACCUCCGCCCAUGCCUCCUCAACCUCCUAGAGGCGGGCCACGUCAAAGGAUCCUGCCUACUCCUCGUGGGGUUAACAUGAUUGCUUGGAGUCUGGAUAAUCGUUUUGUCCUUGCGGCUAUCAUGGAUUGUAGGAUAUGCGUGUGGAAUGCCUCUGAUGGUAGCUUGGUACAUUCUUUGACUGGCCAUACAGCAUCUACAUAUGUUAUGGACGUCCAUCCUUUUAAUCCUCGGAUAGCUAUGAGUGCUGGCUAUGAUGGACAAACAAUAGUGUGGGAUAUAUGGGAAGGCAUACCUAUCGAAACAUACAAGAUUUCACACUUCAAGUUGGUCGAUGGGAAGUUUUCACCGGAUGGAACGUCAAUUAUACUUUCAGAUGAUGUGGGCCAACUCUACGUAUUAAGCACAGGCCAAGGGGAUUCUCAAAAGGACGCUAAAUACGACCAGUUCUUCUUGGGGGAUUAUCGGCCAUUAAUUCAUGACCUAUAUGGUAAUGUCCUUGACCAGGAAUCUCAGCUUCCGCCUUAUCGCCGAAAUAUGGAGGAUCCUCUUUGUGAUUCAGCGAUGAUUCCAUAUGAAGAGCCAUAUCAGACAAUGUUUCAGAAACGGCGACUUGGCGCCUUAGGCAAAGAUUGGCGACCAUCUGCUUUAAAGCUGGCUGUAGGGCCAGAUAUCACUUUGGAUCAAGAUUACCAAAUGCCACCUCUGGCAGAUCUAGACUUAGCUGAACCGUUGCCAGAAUUUGUAGACGUGAUGGAGUGGGAACCAGAAGUCGAUAUCUUGAGCGAUGAAAAUGACUCCGAAUACAAUGUGCCAGAAGAGUAUUCGUCUGAAAAAGAGCAAGAAUGUUUAAACUCUUCAACCUCUGGUGAGUCAGGUUCUAGUUCUAGUGAAAGCGAUGAGGACGGUGAUCAUCAGAAUAGCCUUAGAAGAUCCAAAAGAAAAAGACAUAAGACAGGAGCUGGGAUCAUGACUUCUUCGGGUAGGCGUGUUAAAAAGAAAAACGUUGAUGAGCUUGAAGGAGCUACAAACAAGAACAAACGUAGCAGGAAAUCUAGGAAUGGUCGUAAAGAAUCGAAGAGAAAAUCAUCAAAAUCUAAAUCGUCCAGACCUAGGCGAGCAGCUGCUCAAAAUGCCCUCUCUUGGUUUUCUAAGAUUACUGGUAGAUCUAAAGAUGCAGAAGAAGAGGAGGAUGUCUCUGAAUUGAGUGGGUCAUCAGAAAGUGAAUCGACAACACAGGACUCAGGCACUGGGGAUAGUGAACUUGAUGUAGCUUUGUUAAAUGGGCAUGGCAAGCAAUCAAAAGGGAAAAACAUUCUCGUAUGUGAUUCAGACGAUGGGGCUCAACAGUGUGAUAUUAGAGAAACUCAUCCUGCUGAACGGAAGAGAUUGGUUGUCAGGUUUCCUGUUAAGAACUCAGAUAAGCUUACCUUGCUGGAGAACCUACCUGGAACAUCUUCUCAUGUUCCAACUCCAACUUUAGGGAAUGGCUGUGCGGAAGACUCGAGCGUUCCUGAGAACCUUGGACACACUAACCAAUUUAAUGGGUUAGAUGCAAGUGAAGUCAAAUGGGGAAUGGUUAAGGCUCGUACAUCAAAGCGAAUGAGAUAUGAAGCAAAAUCAUCGCAUGGACUUAUGGGCUCUGAGCCAGAGGGAAAAGAAAAGAAUGUUAACGAAGAUGAAAAUCACGAUAAUGGUGUUUCAGCACCUAGUUGUUUGGGAACAGAUACAGAUGGCGUUGCAGUUGACGCCCACUUGGCGAUUUCUAAUGGUUUGCCAAACGGUGAUGAACGAUGCCUAAUGGAUGGGUCGCCAAGUCGAAUGGCUGAUGACGGUGCUUCUAAAUGUUCUCAGGACGUAACCGGUCCCCUGCAUGAUCUGAAAGAUAGCCUUCCACCUCUCUCUAGAACGUUGAGGAUACGCUCCAAGAGGGCUUCAAGGGCUCCUGAUACAUCUUUGAAGCAAGAAGUAAAAUCUUCAUCAAUAAAUGAGGAGAAUGGUGGCUUUGUCGUAAAUGAUGGUUCUGCAGACACUAGAUGUGAUUUGGCAUUGGAAUCUCAAAAUGAUGGUGUGGUUGGAACAGAGCAGUCUCUGAGAAAUGAUUCAGCGCAUGAAUCAAAUCCGCCUAUCGGUGACCCUGUCUCUAUUGCUAAUGAUGUUCAUGUGUCACAUCCUAAACGGAUGUUUGAUUUUGUCUAUAGACGACUGAAGUCACGAAAGCAUAAGAAUAACUUAGACGGGGGUGCUACUCUUAGUCAAGAAAUAAGUCUAGGUUCUUGUAGUCAGGAUCAGAGUAGUGGCGCUAAUUCCCAUGAAGUUGUCGCUAAUGGGUUCCGUGGGACGGAGUCGAAUGGAUUGGAGAAGUCGGAAGGCAGUUUGACAGACAGCCGAGAUAAACUAAGUAAUUCACGCGGAAACCAAAACUCUCAAGAAGAAGAGAGAUCAACUUCUGGGGCAACACUUCGGUUGAGAUCAACAAGGAAUAGAAGGUCUACUUAUCCUUUUAGUGAAACUAAACCUGCUGAAACAAAAAAGCCUCAGCAGUCAACAGAAAAGGUAUCCUGGUUGACAUUGUCGACACAUGAAGAGGGUUCUCGUUAUAUUCCACAAAAGGGGGAUGAAGUUGCGUAUUUGCGACAGGGGCAUCAAGAAUACUUAAACUUUAGCUCUCCGAGGGAAGUGGCUCCUUGGACUUCAAUAAAGGGAGGAAAUAUGAAAGCGGUGGAAAUUUGUAAAGUGGAAAGUCUUGAAUACGCAACACUUGCUGGUUCUGGGGAUAGCUGCUGCAAAAUGAUACUUGAAGUCAUCGAUCCAAACUCUGAAGUGUUCAACAAAACUUUCAAACUUACAUUGCCUGAUGUGGUGACAUUUCCAGAUUUUCUAGUGGAAAGAAGUCGGUAUGAAGCGGCAAUACAGAGGAACUGGACUUUCAGGGAUAAAUGUAAGGUUUGGUGGAGAGACGAAGGCGAAGAAGAUGGUAGCUGGUGGGAAGGACGGAUCCUAGCUGUGAAAGCCAAAUCACCUGAUUUUCCUGAUAGUCCGUGGGAGAGGUACACAGUUAAAUACAAGAGUGAUCCGACUGAGACGCAUCUUCACAGUCCCUGGGAGCUUUUUGAUGCUGAUACCAAGUGGGAGCAGCCUCACAUUGAUGAUGAUGAACGAAAGCGUCUUCUCUUGGCCUUAACAAAGUUAGAGACUUCAAAUAAAAGAACCAAGGAUUCUUUUGGCCUUCAAAAACUGAACCAGACCGUGGGAAGCUCCAGCUAUACCAACAUGUUCCCAGUUCCUUUGUCUCUUGAAGUAAUCAGAUCAAGGCUUGAGAAUAACUACUACCGGAGUGUGGAAGCAUUAAGACACGACGUAGCAGUUAUGUUGUCCAAUGCAGAAACUUUCUUUGGUCGAAAUAAAAGCGUAGCGGCCAAAAUCUCACAUCUCUCUAAAUGGUUCGACCGCACGCUACCCUCGUAGCAGUAGUGCCCUAUGUAGAUAAAAUCUCUGCUUUUUUUCUCAUGUCCCAAAUUCUUAGUUAGGGUUUCAGUAUUUUUUUCUCAAAACCUCUAAUUCUAAUGAAUGGAGAGAAUAUUAGGAGUUUUUUCUAUGAUUUUUCUUAGGGGAUUUUAGGUUUAGGGUUAGUUGAAAAGAAUCUUUUCUGUGUAAGUAAAGAAAUAUUGGAGAGGUCAAAAACAUUUGAUGCUUUGGAGAACAGAGAACCAUCUUCCGUUGAA